AAUCCUUAACUGACAGCAAGAAUGCGACUACGUAACUGCCUAGACAUGCAUGACCCUGAAUUUCAGCUGAAACUUCCAAAAAUUAAUGAAGCUCAAAAACAGCCAGAACUGAAAUUAAGCAUGUUUGAUUUGUGAACAUCUGAGCAGUCAACAACCAACUAGACUGACUAAAACCAUUGUUAAUGCACCAAAAAAAUGGAUAAAUAUGCACCUUAGGGUAACCACACAGUAUAGGUUUCACCUCUAUGGGUUCCAAGGUAAGACAAUGUUAGAAAUAAGCAUUCACACCUU
Molecule: messenger RNA, 291 nt
Organism: Rubroshorea leprosula
Lineage: Eukaryota; Viridiplantae; Streptophyta; Magnoliopsida; Malvales; Dipterocarpaceae
Source: the annotation of a GenBank genome assembly